This is a messenger RNA of Balearica regulorum gibbericeps (East African grey crowned-crane), 1072 nucleotides long. The record is from RefSeq and is a predicted model, not a curated record. NCBI's taxonomy places the organism in Eukaryota, Metazoa, Chordata, Aves, Gruiformes, Gruidae.
AAUGAUGUCAAGACAGGCCUUUCUCUGCAGUUUGGGAUCUCUGUAUUUGUCCCUUCUGUUUGUAUUUCUUCUAAUGGAUGUUUAUGCAAGGCCUGCGAAUAAUUCGGCCCUCAAAGAAAAGCCAGCUGACAGUAAAGAUGAGAAUGAGAUCUUGCCCCCAGAUCACUUGAACGGGGUCAAAAUGGAGAUGGAUGGACAUCUUAACAAAGAAUUUCAUCAAGAAGUUUUUCUAGGAAAAGAGAUGGAAGAGUUUGAGGAAGAUUCGGAACCCAGAAAAAAUAGGAAGAAGCUCAUGGUCAUCUUUUCAAAGGUGGAUAUAAAUAAUGAUAAAAAGAUAGGUGCGAAAGAGAUGCAGCGCUGGAUCAUGGAAAAGACAGAUGAACAUUUCCAGGAAGCUGUGGAAGAGAAUAAAAUGCACUUCCGAGCUGUGGACCCUGAUGGUGAUGGCCAUGUGUCCUGGGAUGAAUAUAAAAUUAAAUUUUUGGCAAGUAAGGGCUUUAAUGAAAAAGAGAUCGCAGAGAAGAUCAGAAACAAUGAAGAAUUGAAAAUAGAUGAAGAAACACAGGAAGUUUUGGAUAAUCUGAAGGAUCGGUGGUACCAAGCUGACAACCCACCUCCUGAUCUGUUGUUGAAUGAAGAAGAAUUCUUGUCCUUUCUUCAUCCAGAGCAUAGUAGGGGAAUGCUGAAGUUCAUGGUGAAAGAAAUCAUCCGAGAUUUGGAUCAAGACGGGGAUAAGAAACUUACCCUUUCAGAGUUCAUUUCAUUACCUGUUGGUACUGUAGAGAACCAGCAAGCUCAAGAUAUUGAUGAUGAUUGGGUAAAAGAUAGAAGGAAGGAAUUUGAAGAAGUCAUUGAUGCUAACCAUGAUGGUAUUGUCACAAUGGAAGAGCUGGAAGAAUAUAUGGAUCCUAUGAAUGAAUACAAUGCCCUAAAUGAAGCAAAGCAAAUGAUAGCAGUAGCAGAUGAAAAUCAAAACCAUCACUUAGAGCUGGAGGAGAUCCUGAAAUACAGUGAAUACUUCACAGGCAGCAAGCUUAUGGACUAUGCGCGUAACGUCCAUGAGGAGUUCUGA